Prorocentrum cordatum is the source of this 2077-nucleotide messenger RNA. The record is from the annotation of a GenBank genome assembly. Lineage: Eukaryota; Dinophyceae; Prorocentrales; Prorocentraceae.
UGAUCCUCGAACCUCGGUCCCCACCCGUUUUGACUUGGCAAUCCACAGGUGCAAGAACAGCUAGCACCGAGAUCGGUUUGCCGACGUUGGCGCUCUUCGGCCAUCUCGAGCCGCUCCUGGUGGCAGCACCAGCGAGCGACCUGCAGCAUGCGUGCGGUGGCAACAAGACCUUCGAGCCGGCUGGGGGCCUGGGGUGGCCCAGCGCUGGUUCCGGCCACGCAGGCGUCCGUGUCGGCUCGCUGCGUGUUGGCUCCGCACGCGCCCCGCCUCCUUCCGCCCUCUCUCUGCCAAUUCAAGCUGUGCGCGUCCCUAAUUAAAGCCGUGCGCUUCCCGCUCAGCUCUCAGCGGAAGAGGUUCGCUCCCCCCCCUCGGAUCACCUGAGUGUUGGCUCUGCACGUGCUGGCCCGCGCUGGUGGCGAACGAACGCGUCGCGCCGAGGGGGCACGUUCUUUCAGUCUCCGUGUUGAGCCGCGUGCCAGCACGCCACCGGGGCCAGGCGCCCCCCGAGCCCUCCGAGGGCGCCCGCCCCUGGCUGCUCUCCCCCCUGGGGCGCGCCGCCGAGGAGAGCCUCGCUCCCCGAGGCACUCCACCCUCGGAGCCCCGCUCCGAGAAGUUUUUCUACAUCCCCGCUGCAUUUCGUCAGCGGGGGCCGCCCCUGCGUCUCGCCCCGGGCGCGCCCCGUGUGUCCAGCUCUGCGCCGUCUGGCGCUGGAUUUCUCCGUCUGAUUUUUCAAGAGUCGGCGGUGCGGAGGCCUACUGCUCCUUCGCACCGUGCCACAAUUGUACAGUUAGGCCGGCUCUCUGCAUGCUGCGGAGGAGGAGGAGUUCCUUCCCGCCAUGAUGCAUGAUUUCUAGGCUUUCUUAGCUUUCUCAAACCUUCGGGUUGCCCUCCGGCCACUGCCGCCGUGCGCACGGCGGGGGGGAGGCGUCACAGUAUGCCCCCCCUAUAAUUCCCGCGAUCGCCGAACGCAGAGAAGCGCGCUCCAGUUACCGCGCAGUGCGGGAUGUAGUGUUUGAAUUCGUGUGCGCCCCGUGAGCUUCGGAGAAGAACAACCAACAUCACCAUGAACCUUGGGAGGCUCGCGUGAACUUGUUGGAUCAGCGCUGGGUCCAACUGUCUCUAGCGCCCGGCACGCGCCAGUGCGAACGACUACGAGACUGCACGAUCAACAGUAUGGUCAUGAGCAUCGCACCUCGCAGAGGGAAGCUGCAGCACGCUGCGCAGCCCGCGGGGAAGCACCGGCGCCAAGAUUUCGCCACCGCGGCGCACCCAUGGAAGACAUCCGGGUGGCGCCGCCAUCGUGAUCGUGGGCCAGGAGGAUCACGAGAAUCCUCGAGGGGCAGCACCCGGCUUCGGCAGGCCCUGCCGCUUGCGUCCUCGCGUGGGGAGCGCGAGGCAACCGGGCUGCUCGGCUGCCGAGCAGGAUCGCAACAUAGAACGGUAAUCGAGGACGCACCCGCCAGCAGCGGCAGAGGCGGCGAAGCCCGCCCGAUUUUCCCGAGCCCCGCUGCGGCGUGAGGCGCCGGGCGCGACCCUGCGCGGGAUAGGGGCACAGUGGCCUGCGGGCCGGCCGAAGGCACACGGCUCUCUUCCGUGGGGGGAAGGCCUCGUCGCCGCGGCCGGAUCAUCAAGACAUGGUAUUUUGGGGGGUCCGCCCUCUUCUUGUUGCACCGCCGCGGCGGUUGACAGGCACGCUGCACCCGAGGGCCAGGGGCCUCGGGGGCAUCUCUUUGAAUUCUGAGCCUUGGCUGCCCAAUGUAAUGACCUCGCGCGAGGUUGGCGCCCGCGGCUGCACGCAGAGCGCUGCCGGUUAUGAACCUGACCGGCCGUGCAAGUGUGGUGUUCGCGGCGCUUGCUGCCGAGUUUUUCGUCAUCAUUCGCACGCGGGCGGCCGGGGCGAUCCGUCUGUGAUGCCGAUGACUGGCGCAGGCGUAUAUUAGCCAGCGCACUUCUAGAGCAUUUUUUUCGUGUCAUUUCGCGCCCUUCCUCGGCUCCGCCUGCAGAGGGGUCUGCGAGGGCCCUUUGCAUGCUGGCCAACAGGCGACGGCUGUAACCGUCGACGCCGAGCCGCAGAAAA